ACUAGUUGUCUUUCUCUCCUUCUCCGAAACACGUGAGAGACGGUCCCGCGUGUAUUUUUCCAUCUGCCGCCAACAGUUCGUUUAUCCGUCCUUAAAGCUCCAGAUCGUUUUUCGGGGUGAAUUUGCAUCAUAUUGUAGAACUUGUUGCACAACCCCCUCUCUUUUUUUGCCAUAAUUUCGUAACAUUACAGAGAGUUACAGGUGAUCUAUGUGAACGGUGAAAAAUUAUCGUGAGAAUCAACCGGCUAGAAGUUCGUGAAUUCGCGAGUAUUUAUCUUGGAUUUUUAGCGGUGAAAAGGUUUAAAUUGAAGUACACCGAUCUAAUCAUUUCUUUUUCAGUGUUUACUAUUUAUAUCAUAAAAUUUGUCUGAUGUGAAUGAAAAUAAAAGGCCCUAAGCCCAAUUUUGUAAAAGUCUAUUGACGCUGAAAAUAAAAGUUGCAGUGACUGCAGCUCCUGUUGAAUAUUAUUUCUGUAAAGUGAUUUAUAAUUUAGAGACUUUGUUGUGAAAAACUACCAUCAAAAUGAGUAGUGGUAAAACGGUGGUGGUUCCAAGAGUGGUCAGUAAACCAUUGUCUGACAGUUACGUGAUUCUUGUUUCUCAUACACACCACCCACGGGGCAAUUCUGAUCCUCUGGAAGUCCUUUCAACAGUUAAACCGGCUAUUUGUUGUAAUCGUGGCUGCUGGAUCCACGAAAAUUUUACGAAAUUGGGAAAAGACGUGGCGCUUUACAACGACUUUUAUCGCAAGAGCCUCAGGCCCCUGCUGAACUCUAUUCCAAUAAAAGAAUCAUUCAAACUAGAAUCUUGGUUGGCGUACAAAGAAUACAACGCAACGUAUGGUGCAGAUACAAUCGAACACAUCACAACAGUCGUUAACGACGAGAAGGAACUUCGCCCGGUAGUUGUUUGGCUUCACGACUACCAACUCUUGCUUGCAGCUAACACUAUUCGCGCCCUAGCUGCUGAACGUGGGCUGCCCGUGAAAAUUGGACUUGUUCUUUACAAACCGUUUCCAGCUUGGGAUGUGUUCAGAAUUUGUCCAUGGGCCGAGGAGAUAUUACUAGGAAUAUUAGCGUGCGAUGUGGUGGGUGUACAAGCGGAGUCCUACCGCGAUAAUUUUAUCGACAGCUGUCGGCGGCGUUUGGGCUGUCGCGUAGACGUUGCGAAAGGCUUGGUCGAGCAUGGUUCACACGCAUGCGCAGUCCGUGUCGUUCCUGGAGGAGUCCCGUACGCGGAGGUAGAAGAAAUCGCCCGAGACCCGGGUAUUGUGUCCAUGGCCCAUAGGUCGGACCCUUCAGUCAAGCAGAUCGUCAGCUACGACACCAAGGACCGGGCCGGCGAGGCGUUGUACAAGUUGCAAGCCUUCGAGGCGUUACUUGCUGAGUACCCUGAACACGUCCAUAAAGUUGAAUGGGUUCAGGUGGAAGACUAUACAAAUUUAAUCACACCUUGUGAAUCAUACAUACCGCUUGCGAACGCCAUUGAGACUCGAUUGAAAAAGGACACUGUCAAAAUUAUCUCGAACAUACAGUCGAAACAAGAUUUAAUAAGCAUUUUAAAAAAUGCCGAUGUGGCUCUCAUUGGAUCCUCGCUUGCAGACGAACCCUGUUUGGUAGCGAAAGCGUUUGUCGCUUCUCAGAUUGAGAAUCCAACUGGCGUGCUGGUGUUGUCAAAUUUCUCUACAGCUGCUGAAACCAUGAAAGAGGCUCUCCGCUGUAAUCCAUGCCACAUUAAAGAGACAGCAGAGAUCCUACACAAAGCACUGACAAUGCCGGAGGAUGAGCGGUUAGUGAGGAUGAACUUUUUGAAACGGCGAGAAAAGCUCAAUGAACUGUUCGCUUGGGCACGAUCCUUCAUCUCCGAACUGGAACAAUAUGACGGAGUAAGAUCGUCCUUUGAGCCAGUCACGUUGCUAGAGAUCGAUAGUUAUAUGCGCAGCUACGUUGGUAACUGUCAAAAAUUAGCCGUGCUCCUUGACUUCGAUGGAACUUUAGCACCACUUUGCCCACACCCAGAUUUGUCGAAGAUGCCUGCUCAAACGAAGGAUGUCUUAGAAAAAUUAUCUAAAAUGCCGGAAGUUUUCAUCGCCAUGAUUUCAGGAAGGAACGUAAAUAAUUUGAAGGAAAUGGUUGGAAUAGAAGGGAUAACAUAUGCAGGGAACCAUGGUAUGGAAAUCCUGCAUUCUGAUGGAACCAAGUUUGUUUACAAGAUACCGGAAGAUUUUAUAAAACGUGCAGAAGAACUUUUCAAGGGCAUCGAAGCAAAGCUAUGUCGUGACGGUGCGUGGCUGGAGCGGAAGGGCUCCCUGAUGACGUACCACUACCGGAGCACGCCGGCGGAGCUGCGGCCGGCCCUCAUCGAGGAGACAAUGGCGUUGAUCAAAAAAGCCGGGUUCCGGGGCAACAUGGCCCAUUGCUCCAUCGAGGCCAAACCCCCCGUCCAGUGGAACAAGGGCCGGGCCGCCGUCCACAUCCUCUGCAAAGAAUUCGGCCACGAUUGGACCGACCGCAUCCGGGUCGUCUUCGCUGGGGAUGAUACUACCGACGAGGACGCCAUGGAGGUGCUAAAGGGAAUGGCUGCAACUUUCAGGAUAGCUCCACCAACGAUUACAAAAAGUUGGGCAGAACGCCGUGUGCCAGACACUCUCGCUAUUCAGACAUUAUUGAAAUGGAUCGAGAGACACUACCGAACUUGAGAAGAGUUGUAAAAACUUGGUGUUCUAGAUGCAUAAAAAGUUGCAGCAGUGAGGUUUGCAGGCGCUUUGAAGCGGUCUCCGCACACAUUGAUCGUAUUUUCCAACCCUGUUUCCAGAAUCCAGAGCUUUCAUCAUACAAUUAAAAGGAAAACACGCUUGACCAACUGGUCAAUUUUGGUCAGGUCUCCUGAUGUAGAGACUUCAAAUGAGUGCAUUUAUGUUGAAAGAAACUGUGUGCAGAUAGAUCAAAUCCAAUAGAAUUAUGAAGCACGCGAAUUCUAUGCUCGGUUUCUAUUGAUUUAAUUCAUUUGUGAAUCGUUAUACGUUUUGCAUAAAUACAUUUACGUCCAAAUGCGUGGUGUAAAGCGAUUACUACAUUAAAGUGAUUAAAUUACAUCUGACUUGUAAAUAGUAUCAGCGGCAGUCUACCAAAAAAAGAUACAUUUAUUUAUUUACUUAUUCAUUCUUUUUUUUGUAGUCUUUCAUUAGGUGUUUAAAAAUGAGAAAAUGUUUAUUAUUUCAAAAAUUCAGUUAUAUGGAAUUUUUUGGAAGUUUAGUUGUUAAUGCGUAGAUGUUGUUAAUGUUGUACAUUCGAUGUGUAUAUUUCGUUUGAAUGAGAUACUUGAAAAAAUCAAUCGAAUGUCUUUAACUGAGGUACUUAAAUAUUUUGUUAUCUUUCCAGGUGAAAACCAUUAAACCUAACUAUUUUCUCACCCGA
Molecule: messenger RNA, 3415 nt
Organism: Bemisia tabaci
Lineage: Eukaryota; Metazoa; Arthropoda; Insecta; Hemiptera; Aleyrodidae
Biological process (GO): trehalose biosynthetic process
Cellular component (GO): cytosol
Molecular function (GO): alpha,alpha-trehalose-phosphate synthase (UDP-forming) activity; trehalose-phosphatase activity
Source: RefSeq, a predicted model, not a curated record